This is a messenger RNA of Condylostylus longicornis, 2015 nucleotides long. It is a transcript of the gene unc-119, whose product is annotated as protein unc-119 homolog. Gene Ontology annotation, cellular component: cilium. The record is from RefSeq and is a predicted model, not a curated record. Gene Ontology annotation, molecular function: lipid binding. Gene Ontology annotation, biological process: nervous system development; lipoprotein transport; cilium assembly. The coding region runs from base 400 to 1113 and encodes 237 amino acids. Lineage: Eukaryota; Metazoa; Arthropoda; Insecta; Diptera; Dolichopodidae. The transcript has 4 exons.
UUCCGUACCUCUACCAUACGUGUGUAUUCUAAAUUGAAAGUUUUUAUGGAAAAAAGAUUUUUUGAAAAAUGUAUUUGCACUUAUUAAAUACAUGUACUUAUUAAUAUACGUACUUAUAAAGCAUAACCAAAUAUUGUCUUGUUAAAUAUAGUUAACCAUAAAAUUUCUAUUGUGUAAAACAAAAUCUCCGCUUGAAUUUUGUAGUGCGUACACAUAUUUUUAAAUUUUUAGAUUUGGUAUCCAUAAAUACAUGUAACAUGGUACAUUCAUACAUUAUGUACAUGUAGAUAUGUAAUUGUGUAAACUAUAUACAUAAAUACAUAUUUUGUAUGAAAAGCCAAUGUAUGAAACAGAAAAUUAUACUCGUUUUCAAAAUCAAUACAUUUAAAAACGGUUAAAAUGAGCUUAGUGGGUAAAACACCAUUUCAAUCAGGAGACAGAUUAGAUAUUUUAAAUUCACCAACAAGUUCCGAUGAGAGACAAUAUAUAACCCCAGAAGAUGUGUUACGUUUAACAAAAAUAACUGAAGAUUAUUUAUGCCCAACAGAUGCUAAUAUAUACGACAUUGAUUUUACAAAAUUCAAAAUACGUGAUUUGGAAAGUGGAACCAUUUUGUUUGAAAUUGCGAAGCCUGUUAACGACCAAUUUGGGUUGACAUCUGCACACCAAAACUUGCAAGGUGAUUUAGAAAAAAUCAUCGAACAGGCAACUAAAGCAACCGAAGAUUUAACUUUAGACGAACCUGUAGAUCAUAAUUCUGGUCGUUAUGUGAGAUAUCAAUUUACCCCUGCAUUUUUAAAAUUGAAGACGGUCGGAGCGACAGUCGAAUUUACUGUUGGGCAAAAGCCCGUCAACCGCUUUAGAAUGAUUGAGAGACACUUUUUUCGUGAUAAACUUUUGAAAACCUUCGACUUUGAGUUUGGAUAUUGCAUUCCUCAUUCGAAAAAUACUUGUGAGCACAUAUAUGAGUUUCCGAAUUUGCCUUAUGAUUUAAUUACAGACAUGAUAGCAAGUCCAUUUGAAACUCGAUCAGAUAGUUUUUAUUUUGUUGAAGAUCGUCUGAUAAUGCACAACAAAGCUGACUAUGCAUAUGAUGGAGGAUUGUUGGUCUGAAGUCUAAAUAUUUAAUCUUAACCUUGUACGCCACUGUAUGGAAAAUAUUGACGAUGGUCAUACUUCUAACAACACCUAGUUUAGCUUCAUUGGACGUUAAUACUAUAACAGCAGAAACUGGCUUUGUAAGCAUAAAUUUGGACAAAACAGAUUUAGUCACAAAAACGGACAUUAUUGUACACAUUAUUAACAUAUAAGAAAUUUAGGACACCUUACAAAACGUCUCCGAAAUUACAGAAAACCGAAAUUUAAAAUACAGGACAGUACUAGAGUUUGAGAUUACUCAACUUAUUGUAAAAAUUAAAACAAUUAUAGAUAACAAGAUAUAGACACACAAUUAGUAUCUUUAACAUACACUAGCAACCAGUUAACUUACAAUGCUAAUGCACAAGUCAAAGUAAAUGAUCACCUUAAUAGUGCAAUCAAUCAACUAGGGCGAUAUAUAGAAAAUGAUCGAACUUUAUUAUUAGAAAACUUUAACAAAAUAGAGAAACGAACUAUCCAGCAUAAUUUUUACAUCGAACUAAAAUUUAAAAUCCAACUUAUUAAAGAAAAAAUUAAUCAAAUUCAGUCAGGCAUGGUAUAUUCCACCCUAAUAUUCUUACGAAUCAGGAAAUCCAAAAUUGUGAUAUAGAUUUUUAUAAAUUACAAUAUGUUAGAUUCGGAGUAGCUAAAUAUCAAGAAAAUUCAUUAUUACUUUCUGUUAAAAUUCCUAGUAAGAUUAAAAAUAUUCAAUUAAAAUUAAUAAUUCCUUUAGGAAAUAGUUUGUAUAAAGAAAUUGAUCAUGUACCAGAAACCAUUUUGGAGUAUAAUAGUUUAAAUUACCAUUAUGAAGAAUCAAAAACAUUAAAUGAAUUAAAAUUGAGUAAAUAUUGUACGUUUAAAAAUAAUUACAAAAUUAU